Oryctolagus cuniculus (rabbit) is the source of this 1480-nucleotide messenger RNA. It is a transcript of the gene CAMK2N1, whose product is annotated as calcium/calmodulin dependent protein kinase II inhibitor 1. NCBI's taxonomy places the organism in Eukaryota, Metazoa, Chordata, Mammalia, Lagomorpha, Leporidae. Gene Ontology annotation, biological process: negative regulation of protein kinase activity. Gene Ontology annotation, molecular function: calcium-dependent protein kinase inhibitor activity; protein kinase binding. The record is from RefSeq and is a predicted model, not a curated record.
AUGUCGGAGGUGCUACCCUACGGCGACGAGAAGCUGAGCCCCUACGGCGACGGCGGCGACGUGGGCCAGAUCUUCUCGUGCCGCCUGCAGGACACCAACAACUUCUUCGGCGCCGGGCAGAACAAGCGGCCGCCCAAGCUGGGCCAGAUCGGCCGGAGCAAGCGGGUUGUUAUUGAAGAUGAUAGGAUUGAUGACGUGCUGAAAAAUAUGAGCGACAAGGCGCCUCCGGGGGUGUAACCCCCACAGCGAGUGCGAGGGAAGAGUAAGGACGAGAUCACGGUCAUUGGCAAAAAGCAUGAGAAAAGAAAGCACUUGGAAAUUUAUUACUAGCUUGCUUCCACGAUGAAAUCAACAACCUGUAUCUCGUGUCAGGCCGGGAAACAGAUGAGGCGUGAGGAGGAGGAGGAGGAGGAAGAGGAAAAGGAGGAGGAGGAGGAGGCGGCGGAGGCGGCUUUGGUCUUCUCUGCAAAAAUAAAAAUAAAAAAUAAAUAAAAAGUAAAAAAAAAUCACUAUAUACACACAUAUAAAGAAUAAAAAGAAGUCUCAGUUGCAGCUAUUUGUCAAAAUUAAUAUCCAUUUCUUUUUCUAUCUGGUGAAUAUUGCGCAAUUAUCUGGAUGGGAGGCACUUGCGAAUCUGCAGCCGCGGGUGUUUUGAGGUGUUGGCAUUCUUUGCUGAUUUGGCCGUUCCCCAUGUUUACAUUAUUUAAUCUUGCAAAAAUGAUUCUUGCACUUGGAUGUGAAAUGCUGUUCAGUUUUUUUUUUUUUUAAAUGUUAUCCUUGGAUGUACAAGAGAAUCAGAAAAUGAUGUCUGUAGAUACUGUUUGAUUUUGGUCAUCCUUUGAGGUUAUAUGAGGAAUGUGUCUCGAACAAGAAGAUAACUUUUCGAAGGGACGAGACGAGAGAGGAUCCUUGUUUUAUUUUAAAAUAAAGUGUGAAGCUUGUGUUUGUUGCAGCAAGCUAUUUGCCCAAGUUAAUGCAAAUGGACACGUUUUAUAUGUCAGGACAAAAAAAAAAAAACAUGAAAAACAAAAAAAAUGCUUGAGCUUUCUCCGAGGCCCCUGGCAGUCUAUUGUGUGAGCAGCCUGAUUUCUCUCUAAUAUUGUGUCAGUUUAUUCUCUUUAAUGGACUGUAAAAAAUGUAACCACAAGAGUGCCAAAUAUCUUGAAAUGCCAAAAGGCAUUUUGGUUUCGUUUCUCUCCCCCGUGCUCGGAGUCCACGUAAAGGAAUGCUGGGAGCGUCUUUUCUGUUAUUUAUAGGGAUUCUCUUAAGGCACACCAGCUGCCUGUUUUGCAUGGUAUUUGCAAAAAUGCCUCUUGCGUGAGGAAAUCUUUUACCGUUUUUCGUUUGCAACUUUGGACCUCAAGAGGUUUCCCGUCCCUUUCCCGGUUCCCUCUUUUCUGAAUUGGAUAUUCUGUCUGUUGCACCUUGAACCAGCACACAGGGCUCUCUCCAAUGUACAAUAAAAGAAUGUUCCUGUGUC